Messenger RNA from Schizophyllum commune H4-8, 1470 nucleotides. RefSeq names its product aldehyde dehydrogenase. Bases 1 to 1470 code for a protein of 489 amino acids. The transcript is spliced from 12 exons. The record is from RefSeq and is a predicted model, not a curated record. Lineage: Eukaryota; Fungi; Basidiomycota; Agaricomycetes; Agaricales; Schizophyllaceae. Gene Ontology annotation, molecular function: aldehyde dehydrogenase (NAD+) activity.
AUGGCGUUGAGCUAUGCAAGGGGGCUCAUUAUCCAACUGUCCAGAGUCGCCGCUGCAUCCACCGAGGAUGUGAAUGAGACCAUCAAGCACGCACAGAUCGCCCACGAGACUGGUGUCUGGUCGAAGAUGCCUGCUGUUACGCGGUCGAAGGUCCUGUCGAAGCUAGCCCGCAUUCUCGAGUCGAGGAUACAAGAGAUCGCGGAGAUAGAGACGCGUCAAACAGGCCGUGCAUUGCGCGAGAUGAAGGCGCAGCUGGGUCGUUUGCCGGACUGGCUAGAUUACUAUGCUGCUUUACUGCGAACGAAUCACGCCUAUGUCGCGCCUACCCAGGGCAAGCUAAUCAAUUACGUCCAGCGCGUCCCUCUCGGGGUAGUCGCCCAAAUUACUCCAUUCAACCACCCACUCCUUAUUGCUGUCAAGAAGAUUGCGCCAGCUCUCGCGGCAGGGAACUGUGUCAUCGUCAAACCCUCCGAGCUGGCACCCAUCAGCGUCCUUGAAUUUGCGAAGAUGGCAGAGUCAGCAGGAGUGCCCCCUGGCGUGCUCAGCGUUCUCCCGGGCUUCGGACCAACGACUGGGAAAACUCUUGUUAGCCAUCCGUUAAUUAGGAAAGUCGACAUUACGGCCGGUACAGCGACAGGAAGAGCUAUCGGCAGCAUUGUCGGCGCAAAUCUGGCGAGCUAUACGGCUGAGCUUGGUGGCAAGGCUCCCAUAGUCGUUUUCAACGACGCCGACCUCGACUCCGCCGUGAAUGGCGCGGCCUUCGCAUGCUUCGUCGCAUCCGGACAAACUUGCGUCUCUGGGACGCGACUCAUCGUACAAGAUGGUAUUUACCUGACGUUCAUGGCCAAAUUUCUGGAGAAAGUCGAGGGCAUACGGGCGAGGAUGGGCGAUCCAUUAAACCCCAAAUCCACAAUGGGCACCGUCAUCUCAAUGCGCCAGCUCGAGAAGAUUGAGGCAAUGAUGUCGAGGAGCAAGGGUGCUGUGUUAGCAGGCGGGAAGCGCUUGGAAGGGAAGUCGGAACUGGAUGGCUAUGACUUUUCGAAGGGCGCGUUCUUCCCACCGACGGUCGUCGCGGAUGUGGGUGUUGAGGACGAGUUGUGGCAGGAAGAGGUCUUUGGGCCAGUUGUUGUCGUGAAGAACUUCCAGACGGAAGACGAGGGCGUGCGGCUGGCGAAUAACUGCAAAUAUGGACUGGGCGCAGGCAUUUGGACGCAGGAUCUCUCCAGAGCGCAUCGUGUCUCCGCCGAGAUGGAGGCAGGGCUCACCUGGGUGAACACGCAUCACCGAAACGACCCAAGCUCUCCGUGGGGUGGCAUGAAGGAGAGCGGGAUAGGAAGGGAGAACGGCCUAGAAGCCUUUGCAGCCUACACGCAAAGCAAGUCAACUAUCGUCAACAUCGCGUCGGCGGAGGAGACUCGGGAAGUAGACGACUGGUUUGCGGAAACGUCAGAGGGGAAGCGUUACGGUUGA